AUGUCGUUCUUCGGAAAAACCUAUGUCUACGAGGGUCAUGAGAAGUUUGACGAAUUUUUGAAGUCUGCUGGUCUUCCAGACGAGGAGGUGGCUAAAUACCUCCAGGCCAAGCCAACCAGCAAGGUAGAAAAGGAUGGCGAUAGCUAUGUGUACACCACGGUAUCUCCUGGAGGCCCCAAGGUCGUAAAAUUCCAGUCUGGUGUUGAGUUCGACGAUACUCUCAGAGGCGGACCUAUCAAGACAGUUUACACCGUCGACGGUAACAAAAUUACCCAAGUUAUCAAAAGUGAUAAGGGAACAGGCACCUUCGUGAGGGAAUACUCAGAUGAUAAAUUAGUUGUGACAAUCACCUCUUCUACUUGGGACGGCACAGCCAAAACAUUCUACAAAGUGUAA
Messenger RNA from Arctia plantaginis, 396 nucleotides. The record is from the annotation of a GenBank genome assembly. Lineage: Eukaryota; Metazoa; Arthropoda; Insecta; Lepidoptera; Erebidae.